Cladocopium goreaui is the source of this 1341-nucleotide messenger RNA. NCBI's taxonomy places the organism in Eukaryota, Dinophyceae, Suessiales, Symbiodiniaceae. The record is from the annotation of a GenBank genome assembly.
GCUACAGGGACCUGGCCGACGAGCUCACCGGCGGCCUCACAGCCCUGGUGGCCGGCCAGGCCGGCUUCGCAGGCAUCAAGCGCGGCGGCCGGGCCAUCUUCUGGCGCAGCGGCGACAGCGACGAUGAGGAGCUUGCGGACGCAGUGCCGGCGCCGCACAGCGAGCUCUCCGAGGGCGUCCAAAAGGUCUACGUCAACGAUGAAGCCUUUGCAGCCAUCAAGGAGGGUGGGCAGGUGUUGGCCUGGGGGUCCCGCUCCGGCGGAGGCUUCAUCUCGGAGGACGUGGCAGAACAGUUGCGGAGUGGUGUGAAAAGCAUUACGCACACGGCCGAAGCCUUCGCUGCGCUGAAGGAGACAGGAGAGGUGGUGACAUGGGGCCAUCCCAGCUUUGGUGGAAACUGUAGCCGUGUCGCCGAGCAGUUGGUGGAUGUGGUGUCCAUCACUGGCGCCUGGGGCUCUGGAGACGGUGCCUUCGCAGCCCUGACGGCAAAUGGCGCCUGUGUGACGUGGGGCUCGUUCGGUGCAGGUGGAGACUGCCGCGAGGUGGCCGAGCAACUGCGAAGCGGAGUCACCUCCAUCAGCAGUACGGCAUCCGCCUUUGCUGCCCUGAAGGACACCGGCGCUGUGGUCACCUGGGGCGAUGCCGAGAAGGGCGGAAGAAUGGAAGUGACCUGGGGUCCUCCAACGGAUGAGGAGGAAUGUAGUGAUGAUGGCUGUCACGAAGACGGCGAAUCGGAGGACCACGGCGAGACAUACUCCGUGGAGGAUCGUUUGUCCAGCGGAGUGCUUGCGGUGGUCGGCUCCGACAACGUCUUUGCGGCACUGAAGGAUACCGGCGAAGUGGUCGCUUGGGGCUGCGCACCCGAUGGAGCACACUUGAAAGAGGAUGUGAAACGGAAGCUGUCGGAGGGUGCGCCCAUCAAAUCCAUCUCCGCAGCCACCACGACCUUCGCCGCCCUCAAGGAGGAUGGUCGGGUAGUGCCCUGGGGUGUGAUCGCUGACUUCGGCAACGGCUUUUUGUUGGACAAAGUGGAGGAUCAGUUGACCGACGUGGUCUCCGUGCCCAAUAUGCCCACGGAAAACGUCUGGGGUAUGUUUGCCAUCAAGAAGACCGGCGAGGUGGUACCAAUUGGUACUAUUGCAAAUCCACCAGAUCACAUCAUUGAGGACGAGUUUCGAAGUGGUGUGGUGGACGUGGUGGGCAAUGGAAACAGCUUCGCCCUGCUGAAACGCACCCUGUAGGGCUGGCGCCACGUUCAUCACAAUGAUUCCAGCGGCGAAAUCCGGCGCUCCUCAAUCGCUGGAUCGCUGCUUCAAAACUGGCGACGAUCGGUUGAAAAAG